Messenger RNA from Porites lobata, 1373 nucleotides. NCBI's taxonomy places the organism in Eukaryota, Metazoa, Cnidaria, Anthozoa, Scleractinia, Poritidae. The record is from the annotation of a GenBank genome assembly.
AUGAAAAAAAUGUUAUACAUUGUAGUAAUAUUUCAACUUUCUAUUUAUUUCCAGCAAGAAGAUGAUGAGACUAGAACUAGUGAGGUAAAGCAAUAUCUUGCAUACAAUAUACAAAGGUUGAAAAAUUCAAAUCAUUUUCAAUCACAGGCUUAAAAUCAAUCAUUUUGGAAUUGGUGCAGAAAAAUGCUCCUUCUUAAGGAUAAACUAGCAGCUGGGACUGACAAAGCUACAAUAGUGCCUGUGUGAGUCCCAGAUGCAGGGUUUUGAACCCAGCACUUUUCUUUUGUAAGAAAUUAACCUGACAAUAUUAACAUUGUUUGAUCCCCUUAGCCUGUCCCAGACAUUCAGGUAGUGGGAAGGGUGGGCAAAGUUGGGCAUGGACUAAACAUUGAUGAGGGAAAAAAAAUCCCAGUCUCUCCUCCUUUUUGUUUCCCCUCAUGUUUCUUUUGCACUUGUUGCUUACAAUCUAACUUGUUCCCCACUAUCUAAACGUCUGGAACAGGUUAGAUCAUAUAAAUAACAUGAGAUUCUUUCUUUCGUUUUUUUUUAAGAUGGAAGAUUAAGAUAUGAGUAAAGAGGUAAGUAUAAUAUUUGUAGAUUCCUUUUUAAAACUAGGAACUCAAUUUUUCAUUUAAGAAUCUAGAAUGGGCAUGGAAAGCUGUAUUUCAAAUAAAAGUGCGGACUAAUAAUAAUUUUUAGAAUAAUUAGCUAGGUAUUUUUAUUUCAGUGAGCUUGCCUGUAGAACUAUCUGCUCUCUUUAAAAAAAUGUUCUGUGAGUAGGAACUCUCUCAAAACCGCAAGAAUAUUAGAAUAUUAUACUCUUUUUUUUUUUCCUUUGCAGCGGGCUAUAAGAGAGGCAAGGCGCAAUAGAGUGUUGAACGAAGACAAAGCUGGUUGGCAUGUAAUUGUCAAAUUUGCAAAUGGUGAGCGCAUUAGCCGCUACAUUAGGAAGGAAUCAUGUUACCAGGUACAAGCUCUUGCUAAUUUGAAGUGUACAUAUGUAUCUCUGGGAAUAUUCAAACUUUUAAAAUAUAGAAAAUACAGGUACUGUUACAUGUUACUCUGCCUCCUGACAAAUCAAUCGGCCAUGUAUGUUGUAUGACCGUCAUUUCAACUUAAAAGAGAUGGAUUCUUUUAAUGGCCUUAAAAAAAACCUUCUAUUGAGAUAAAUUACUAAAAUACUUUUUUGCUUUUUUUUUUUAUAGGCAGUCUAUGACUGGGUUGGCUACCAGGAUGGCCGGCCCCUCUUUUUUACCCUGCAUGGAGGGGGAGGGGUGAAGAAGCUAGAGGAUCCUGUUGAAGGACACUGUUUACUCCACGUACAGGAGCGAGUGAGUAUAUUAAUAUUAAACAAUGAAUCGAGGCAAUCAUGA